UCUUCGAAAUGUUAGACCGCACUUGGCGCCAGUGCGAUAUUUAAAUUUCCUCGAGUGUCGGUUGUAAGUUAUGCACUAAGCUGUUCAAAGAAAAAUAUAUCAGUCGAGAUGAACUUCUCGGAACUGUUUAAACAGACAAAUCAACUGAGCAGAUUUUCACCGAAUGGCAAAUAUUUGGGUAGUUGUGUUCAGUAUCGAUUGCUUGUAAGAGAUGUUAAAACCCUCCAGAUUCUCCAGCUCUACACCUGUUUAGAUGUUGUACAACAUGUAGAGUGGUCAUCUGAUUCUCUUUACAUACUUUGCGGAAUGCUAAAACGAGGACUGGUUCAAGUUUGGUCUCUAGAGAAACCAGACUGGACUUGUAAGAUUGAUGAGGGAUUAGCAGGAUUGACUGCUGUUAGAUGGAGUCCAGAUGGAAGACACAUUCUGUCCACUGCAGAUUUUCAGCUGAGAAUUUCUGUCUGGUCUCUGGUUAACAAAUCUGUAAGUUACAUCAAGUAUCCAAAGCACACACAUGCAGGGCUUGACUUUACUAAAGAUGGUAAAUAUAUGGCUUUAGCUGAAAGAAGAAACUGCAAAGAUUGUAUAAGUAUAUUUGCUUGCUCUUCGUGGCAGCUUGUAAAGCAUUUUGAGGUGGAAACAAAUGAUUUGGCUGACUUGGCGUGGUCACCCGAUGGUAGAGUUCUUUGUGUAUGGGACUCUCUCUUAAGAUAUGAACUAUUGGUUUAUUCAAUGGAUGGCCGUUGCUUAUCAAGAUACAGUGCGUAUGAAUUCGCUCUUGGAAUCAAGUCUGUAUGCUGGUCUCCAUCCAGUCAGUUUCUUGCAAUUGGUAGCUUUGACGAGAAGUGUCGCGUACUGAACCACGUCACGUGGAAAAUUGUCGCAGAACACAACCAUAGUCACACAGUGGAUUCUCCAUCAGUGAUUGUAUACAGAGAGGUGGAGCUGAAGCCACCCUUGCUUAAAGGAGAGAUAAUGCCUCCUGGGGGGUUUACAGUGCAGAGUAAAUAUGAGGUUCAGCCGGGCCCAGUCCAAGUUCCAAUCCUUAAACCUGACCCAGAAAAGGCAAACCCCAAACUUGGUGUUGGGCACGUGGCCUUUAGUCAAGACAAUAGAUAUUUAGCAACUAAAAAUGACAACAUGCCAAAUGCCCUUUGGUUAUGGGAUGUGUCCAAGUUAUGUCUCUCAGCAUUGCUAUUGCAGACCAGUUCUGUGAGAGCUUUCCAAUGGGAUCCAAAACAACCCCGCCUAGCUGUCUGUACCGGAAAUAACAAGCUCUACUUGUGGUCACCCGCGGGCUGCGUGUCGGUGGUAGUACCUACAGAAGCCACUUUCCAGAUCACUUCCGUGCAGUUUCACCCUGAUGGCAACAUUCUCCUGCUUUUGGGAAAAGACCACAUGUGCCUGUGUUUUUUGACAGACCCAAGGACAUAACAUAACCCAAAUGUGCGUGUUUUUAACAUAUCUGUUUUUUUUUUUUCUUUUAACGCAACUGUACUUGAUUCUUGAUAUUUCUGUGUAUUUAGGCUAUAAAUUUUGCACAUGACAUUUUAGACACAAGAUACCAGAUAUUGUUUUGGUCGUUUCUAGAGGUGACCGCUUAAUAGAGGCGACCCCUUAAUAAAGGCGACCGUUUAAUAAAGGCGAGGUGAAUGCUAAAUAAAGGUGACCGUUUAAUAGGGUUUGACAAUUAACUGCUUAAUACAGGAUGACCGCUGAAGACAAGUUCCACUGUAAUUUCACUGAUUGUAACAAGUUUAUUUACAAAUAUUACUUGAAGAUCGAAACAAACCUGAACAAAAUAAGAGAACCGCUUCAGUUUCAAUACUGCUUUGUCAUUGCCACACAGUUUUAAGAAGCAAGCUGUAAUUACCCAGGAUGUACACCAUUUACACAGAACCAAAAAAACAUUAACUGGAAACUUCAGAUACACUGAAGGCAAAUGGUUUGCACUUUAAGUUGUAUGAUGCUUUUUAAUAUAAAGAUCAUAAAGCCAAGUUCCGCUGCAAAUUUCCAAAAGCCUAGCUCCCACCAGGGAACCCUGUGGGACUCCAAUUUUUAGAAUUAAACUAACCAACCAGGAAAAAAAUAAGAUACCUUUAAAUAUUAGAAUAUCCUUGUAUAUACUUUGUGAGGCUGAAUUAAUAAUAACAUCCA
This is a messenger RNA of Stylophora pistillata, 2157 nucleotides long. RefSeq names its product WD repeat-containing protein WRAP73. NCBI's taxonomy places the organism in Eukaryota, Metazoa, Cnidaria, Anthozoa, Scleractinia, Pocilloporidae. The record is from RefSeq and is a predicted model, not a curated record. Gene Ontology annotation, biological process: microtubule anchoring at mitotic spindle pole body. Gene Ontology annotation, molecular function: protein binding. Gene Ontology annotation, cellular component: microtubule organizing center; MWP complex.